AUGGCUGGUCCAAGUGGAAAGAAAGAAAAGGUUGAAAAGGCUGGUACCAGUGGAAAGAAGAAGAAGGACGUGAAGAAGGAAACAGGUCUCGGACUUAGCGCUAAGAAAGAUGAUAAUUUCGGGGAAUGGUAUUCUGAGGUUUGUAAACAAGAUAUGAUUGAAUACUACGAUAUCUCUGGAUGUUAUAUCCUUAGGCCAUGGUCAAUGGCGAUUUGGGAGAUUAUGCAAACUUUCUUUGAUGCGGAAAUCAAGAAAAUGAAGGUCAAGAAUUGCUAUUUCCCUUUGUUUGUAUCUCCUGCUGUCCUGGAGAAGGAGAAGGACCACAUCGAAGGAUUCGCCCCAGAGGUUGCUUGGGUUACAAAGUCGGGUAAAUCUGACUUGGAAGUCCCAAUUGCUAUUCGUCCAACUAGUGAGACAGUGAUGUACCCUUACUACAGCAAAUGGAUAAGGGGACACCGUGACUUGCCUUUGAAGCUUAACCAGUGGUGCAAUGUUGUCAGAUGGGAAUUCAGCAACCCUACCCCAUUUAUCCGGAGUCGUGAGUUCCUUUGGCAGGAAGGGCACACUGCUUUUGCCACGAAAGAAGAAGCAGAUACAGAGGUCCUUCAAAUUUUAGAGCUUUACCGUCGCAUAUAUGAAGAGUAUCUCGCAGUCCCAGUUGUGAAAGGUAUGAAGAGUGAAAAUGAGAAGUUUGCUGGGGGACUUUACACUACAAGUGUAGAGGCUUUCAUUCCAAACACCGGUCGUGGUGUACAAGGUGCAACUUCUCAUUGUUUGGGACAGAACUUUGCCAAGAUGUUUGAGAUCAACUAUGAGAACGAGAAAGGAGAAACAGCAAUGGUGUGGCAGAAUUCUUGGGCUUACAGUACCAGGACGAUUGGAGUGAUGAUAAUGACCCAUGGGGAUGACAAAGGCCUGGUACUUCCUCCUAAAGUCGCAUCUGUACAAGUUGUUGUGAUCCCUGUGCCCUACAAAGAUGCCAAUAUGCAAGGAAUUUAUGAUGCUUGUACUGCUACUGCAUCUGCCUUGUGUGAAGCCGGUUUCCGUGCAGAAGAAGAUUUAAGGGACAACUACUCUCCCGGAUGGAAGUAUUCAGACUGGGAAAUGAAGGGUGUUCCAGUGAGAAUCGAGAUUGGACCCAGAGAUCUGGAAAAGAAUCAGGUCAGAACUGUGAGACGGGACAACGGAGUUAAAGAAGAUAUCCCAAGAGACAGCUUAGUCGAACAUGUAAAGGAACUGCUCGAGAAGAUCCAGCUGAACAUGUAUGAAGUGGCGAAGCAAAAGAGGGAGGCAUGUGUUCAAGAGAUAAAGACGUGGGAUGAGUUUAUCGAAGCUCUCAACAAAAAGAAACUCAUCUUAGCUCCCUGGUGUGAUGAAGAGGAAGUGGAGAGAGACGUUAAGGCACGUACUAAAGGUGAAACUGGAGCAGCUAAGACCCUUUGUUCUCCAUUUGAUCAGCCAGAACUCCCUGAAGGCACUCUCUGCUUUGCGUCGGGAAAGCCUGCGAAGAAAUGGACCUACUGGGGAAGGAGUUACUAA
Arabis nemorensis is the source of this 1539-nucleotide messenger RNA. NCBI's taxonomy places the organism in Eukaryota, Viridiplantae, Streptophyta, Magnoliopsida, Brassicales, Brassicaceae. The record is from the annotation of a GenBank genome assembly.